Pieris brassicae (large cabbage white) is the source of this 1173-nucleotide messenger RNA. RefSeq lists its product as uncharacterized. The transcript has 4 exons. The record is from RefSeq and is a predicted model, not a curated record. NCBI's taxonomy places the organism in Eukaryota, Metazoa, Arthropoda, Insecta, Lepidoptera, Pieridae. Bases 200 to 973 code for a protein of 257 amino acids.
UGUUAUCAAACAUGGCGUGCUAUCAAUGCGUAAUUUUAUUCUGUUUACAAUGAAAUUUUAUUUUUCAAUUCGAUGAUAUGACUAGUGAAAAGUGCGAGUGUUGAAUGUCGGCAGUGUGUCUUCGAGGUGUAGGGCGCGCGAUCCCAUGUGAGUGCGGGGCGCAAGUCGUGUCGCGGGCGGCCGGGUGAGGCCGAGGGCUAUGCAAGCGGCGCCGACGCGCUACGUGUCUGCGAGCGAGUUAUACUCGACCGACGAGGUGGAGCUGUUGCUGGAAGAAAUCCGCGAGCUGGAGCCGACUAGCUGCCGCGGUGAGGAAGGUCAAGACUUGGAGAUAGCGGGCAGUUUCGGCGGCGGCCGCUCGCCAGCUGGUACCGAACUCACAGAGCGCUCGUGGGAUUCCCACGCGCACUACUCGCGCGCGCCGCCGCCGCGACCGCAGCCGCUCGCUCCGGUCUACUGCCGCCCUCGAUACUUUUGUUCUUCCUUUGGGGCUCUCACUCUGCUUCUUGUUGUGUGUAGUGGAACAGUGUGUAUAUUGGUGUGGGCAGCACUGGGGCUUAGGGGUGCAGAGGCAACAAGGCCCCUGAUGUUUGGUGCGCUUACUACAUUCUUGGCACACACCCUGCUGCUUGUCUUGCACUUAACUGCGCUUACAGCUCUAUUUCCAUUGGAUUUCACAAAAUGGAGUGGAUGGCUGGGAGCAUGGAGUGCUUGCUGGCUAACGGUCGGCGCCGGCUUGGCGUUGCGACCUCUUACCGAUGUGCGCUUCUUGUAUUCUCCUGCACUCAUUUACUCUGCAGUGGGCGUGGGCGGCGCCGGAGCGUGCGCGGGAGCUGCGCUGGCGUGGGCAGCGUUGCGUGCGGGGUGCGUGCGCGCAGGGGGCACGGGGAGGGCAGGCUCUCGACGCUCCUCGGGCCCAGCGGCGUACCGCGCAGUGCCGCAAGCCUCCAGCUCGCGAGACGACCCGUUAUAGUGACGCGCCACGCUCACCGACUUCUAGAGCCGGUGGAAGGCAGCGCCUCGGCUCCUCGCCGCCUUGGCACGAAUUGACGUAUCGUCGGUAACGCCCGAGCGCUACGAAACUUUUAUAUGUUUUAUAGACGUUAGAGUUUUAUAGUCGAGGAAGUGGCUCCAAUUGAAUACGUUAUCCCUCCUCGUCCGGUCCGUGUAUGG